Molecule: messenger RNA, 645 nt
Organism: Cimex lectularius (bed bug)
Lineage: Eukaryota; Metazoa; Arthropoda; Insecta; Hemiptera; Cimicidae
Product: histone H1C-like
Exons: 1
Coding region: 48-596 (182 amino acids)
Biological process (GO): chromosome condensation; negative regulation of DNA recombination; nucleosome assembly
Cellular component (GO): nucleus; nucleosome
Molecular function (GO): double-stranded DNA binding; structural constituent of chromatin; nucleosomal DNA binding
Source: RefSeq, a predicted model, not a curated record
UGUUGGAAGGACAAAAUACGUUGAAGAACUAGUUGUCUACGUUCACCAUGACUGAAACUGCAGUGGAAACACCCGCCGUAACUUCGAAGAAGGGAGUGAAAGGAAAGGCUACGAAGAAAGCUGCGGCCAAAACCGGGAAGCCGAAUGUUCCCUCUCACCCGCCAACAUCUCAGAUGGUCGAUUCUGCUAUCAAGAAUUUGAACGAGAAGGGAGGAUCAUCUUUACGUGCUGUGCGCAAAUACAUCGCUGCUCAGUACAAAGUUGACACUUCCAAGUCAACUCACAUCAAGAAGUACCUGAAGAGCGCUGUCGCUUCAGGCAAACUUGUCCAGACCAAAGGCACUGGUGCGACGGGAUCUUUCAAGUUCCCGGCGAAGGACAAACCAACGAAGAAACCUUCUACCAAGCCAAAGAAAACUGCGAAAAGUCCGGCUAAAAAAUCGGCAGUUAAGCCUAAAGCCGUUGCCAAGAAGACCAAGGUAGCGACUAAGUCUCCUGCCAAACCUAAACCUAAGCCGAAGAAGUUGAAGGUCACCACAGCUAAACCCGCCAAGAAGACUACGUCUCCCAAAAGGAAAGCACCAAAAAGGAAGUAAAUUUCAUGUUUACUCUUAUACUAUUUUUAAAGGCCCUUCUAAGGGCCAC